CCACCUCAAACUAACAGUACCUGUGAUACCCGAUCGAACUCCAAUUUGGUCUAAUUAUAAUCAAACCAUUCCUCACUUGACUCCUAGAAGGGUGAAAAUAGAAAAUUAUGAGAAUCGUAACGCCGCCACCUCCUCAGUCCCCUUCCACCACCGCCGCUCCCACCCCCGGCGGUGGCGGUGGUGGCGGUGGUUACAGAAACCAAGAUGCAGAAUUGCUAUUUCGAACGAAGCCCAUCUCAGACAUCCGAAAAGUAGAGGCAACCACGAGGAAAGAGAUCGAGGACAAGAGCGAGGAGUUGAGGCAACUUGUGGGCAAUAGAUACAGAGAUCUUAUAGAUUCAGCCGAUUCCAUUGUUCAAAUGAAGUCCACUUGUGAGUUUAUCUCUACUAACAUUUCAGCUAUUCAUCAUUCUAUAGUCAGCAAUCUUUCUUCAUCAAUUGAUAGUCCUAGGACAGUCAAUUCCAAUGCCAAUUCCAACAGGGCCCGGAUUUAUGGCAUUGCUUGCCGGGUUAAGUAUCUUGUAGAUACCCCAGAAAAUAUUUGGGGUUGUCUUGAUGAAUCUAUGUUUAUGGAAGCUUCAGCUAGAUAUAUCCGUGCAAAACAUGUUCAUGAUUACCUAAUUGUUAUGAAUAACGAUAGUGUCGGUAUUAGGAAUGGUGGUAGUUACAAUGUGUUGUCGAAAUUUCCGUUGCUUCAGCAUCAGUGGCAGAUAGUGGAGAGUUUUAAGGCUCAGAUCUCGCAGAGGAGUCGUGAGAGGUUGUUGGAUCAAGCCCUUCUUCUUGAGCUUGGGAUCAAUGCUUAUGCUGAUGCUCUUGCUGCUGUUGCGAUUAUUGAUGAGCUUGAUCCGAAACAGAUUCUGAGUUUGUUUUUGGAUUCACGAAAGUCUUGUAUUUUACAGAAAUUGAGUGCUUGUUCUAGUAAUGUUAAUGCUGAUAGUUCUGAUGUGAUUUCAGUGUUCUGUCAAGUGUUGAGGAUAAUUCAGGUUAGUGUAGGGCAAGUUGGGGAGUUGUUUUUGCAGGUACUGAAUGAUAUGCCUUUGUUUUAUAAGACUAUUUUGGGUUCACCCCCGGCUUCUCAGUUGUUUGGGGGGAUUCCAAAUCCUGACGAGGAAGUGAGGUUAUGGACUGCAUUUAGGGAUAAACUGGAGUCUACCAUGGUAACGUUAGACAGAGAUUUUCUUGCGAGGACUUGUUCUGAUUGGUUGAGGAAUUGUGGGAAGGAGAUUGUGAACAACAUCAAUGGGAGGUACUUGAUUGAUGUGAUUGCAAGUGGGAAAGAGCUUGCUUCGGCUGAGAAGUUGAUAAGAGAGACCAUGGACAGUAAACAAGUCUUGGAGGGGAGUUUGGAGUGGCUUAAGAGUGUUUUUGGUUCUGAGAUUGAAUUGCCAUGGAAAAGGACACGUGAACUUGUGUUGGGUGAUGACUCUGAUCUCUGGGACGACAUAUUUGAAGAUGCUUUUCUUCAGAGGAUGAAAGCAAUUAUUGAUACCAGAUUUGAGGAGUUGAGCGGAGCAGUGUCUGUUGUGGAGUCAGUCCGGACUAUUGUGAAAACACCUAGUGAUGUUGGUUUCCAGUCUUACCCGAAUAGAGUUCCAAAUGCUGGUGGAGUUUGGUUCAUGGAACCAAAUAUUAAAAGAGUUGGUUCAUCACAGUGUACUGAGCAGAAUGAUGUUCGUACUUGUCUCAAUGCUUACUUUGGGGCAGAAGUUAGCCGAAUCAGAGAUGCCGUUGACAGCCGAUGUGAGCUUGUCCUUGAGGACCUCCUCUUUUUCCUCGAGUCUCCAAAGGCACCUGUAAGGUUGAAGGAUUUGGCCCCAUAUUUGCAGAAUAAAUGUUACGCAACCAUGUCAACCAUAUUGAGAGAUCUUAAGAGCGAGCUAGACCUAUUGGAUGCUGACCUGAAAAAUGUGGAUCAGGAAGGUGAAUCCACACCUCUGGCUGCCAUAAUUGUUGAGAGGUCUCUAUUUAUUGGUCGACUAUUGUUUGCUUUCCAGAAGCACUCUAGGCAUGUGCCCGUAAUUCUUGGUUCACCAAGAUCGUGGUUGAAUGAAACUUUUGCUGGUGUCUCGCUCAAGUCCCGUGCUGCUUUGAGGUAUUCUAGAUCAUCUUUUGACUCCUUUAUGAGUGAUAGUCCUGGAAAGAAAAUGCUUGAUUCCCCCAAAAGACAAACUUCAUUGGCGGCAUCUGCUUUGUUUGGAAUAGAUGACAAUUCAAGUCCACAACUUGAAGAACUUAGCAGAACAACCCAAGAUCUUUGCAUUAGAGCGCACAAUAUAUGGAUAUCGUGGGUCUCUGAUGAACUAUCAAGAAUUCUCUCAGCGAAUGUUGAAAAAGAUGAUGCCUUAUCAGCAGCUGCACCCUUGAGAGGAUGGGAGAAGAUUGCAGUCAAGCAAGAGCAGCUGAAUGAAGGUGAAUCGGAAAUGCAAAUUUUGCUUCCAUCUAUGCCUUCUAUUUAUAUCAACUCAUUCCUGUUUCAAGCGUGCGAAGAAAUUCAUCAAGUUGGUGGUCAUGUACUUGACAAGCCUAUCCUACAAGAUUUUGCUUCAAGACUACUGGAAAAGGUUAUUGGUAUUUAUGUAGCUUUCCUUGAAUGUCAUGGAUCUCAAGUGUCUGAAAAGGGAAUUCUGCAAAUCUUGUUGGAUUUAAGAUUUGUUGCUGAUGUUUUAUCUGGCGGUGAUGUUAGUUCUAAUACUGUGCCUUCAAAAGUACCAAAGGUAAAGCUUCCAUUCAGAAUCAAGCAGGACAUCCAUGAAACCAAGUCAGUGAUUAGAGAGCGUCUUGAUGGCUUGGUAUCUCACCUUUCACAAAGACUGGAUCCUAUAGACUGGCUCACCUAUGAGCCAUACCUGCGGGAGAAUGGGAAGCAAUCAUACUUGAGGCAUGCUGUGCUUUUUGGAUUCUUUGUCCAACUUAAUAGACUGUAUACGGACACAGCGCAAAAGUUGCCUAGUAAUUCUGAAUCAAAUAUCAUGCGAUGCUCUGAUGUGCCUCGCUUCAAGUAUCUUCCCAUCAGUGCUCCAGCAUUGUCUUCGAGAGGACCAGCCAGGCCAUCAGCUUCAACAUCUAUGGAUGAUGUUUCUUCUAGAAGUUCUCGGAACAGCUAUACAACUGAUGAGCUCUCACGGAACAUUGAUUAUGAUGAUAACUCAAGUUUAGGGAUGGCAGCGCCUUUCUUGAGGUCCUUCAUGCAGGUUGGCAGCAGAUUUGGGGAGAGCACUCUCAGACUGGGAUCCAUUCUUACAGAUGGGCAAGUUGGCAGGUUUGGUGACAUGUUACCUGCGCAGGCUGCUGGACUUCUUUCAUCCUUCACGGCUGGCAGAUUGGAUUCUUGAUUGCUGAGAAUUUUUCUAGCAAUUUCUUGGGAAUUUUAUCAGGAUAAAUUGUAGUCAAACAGCUGGAAGCUUGAUGGGACUACCAGAUGAUUUAAUACUAGGCAGAAAUUUAUCUCUGCAUUGGAUUAUAGAAAUUGUAAAAGAAGAUGAGGAAUGAAGGCGGCAUUGAUUGAGGAAAGAGAUGCAUGAUCGAAGGGUAAUCUAGAGAAAGUUUCAGAUGUAUGGGAAAUUGGGAAUCAAAAAAAGCCAUUUCAAUAUUGUUUAUCAAUUUUGUAUUGUAUAAUAAGAAGUACAGAUAAAAUUGUAUGUACAAUCAGAUUUGAAUCUAAACCGUCUGAAUUGGAAUAUAAAAGGGCAUUUUUUGGCA
Messenger RNA from Coffea eugenioides, 3699 nucleotides. Its product is annotated as conserved oligomeric Golgi complex subunit 1. The record is from RefSeq and is a predicted model, not a curated record. The transcript has 6 exons. Gene Ontology annotation, biological process: intra-Golgi vesicle-mediated transport. Lineage: Eukaryota; Viridiplantae; Streptophyta; Magnoliopsida; Gentianales; Rubiaceae. Gene Ontology annotation, cellular component: Golgi apparatus; COG complex. The coding region runs from base 108 to 3332 and encodes 1074 amino acids.